This is a messenger RNA of Cornus florida, 2059 nucleotides long. RefSeq lists its product as uncharacterized. NCBI's taxonomy places the organism in Eukaryota, Viridiplantae, Streptophyta, Magnoliopsida, Cornales, Cornaceae. The coding region runs from base 242 to 1816 and encodes 524 amino acids. The record is from RefSeq and is a predicted model, not a curated record. The transcript is spliced from 7 exons.
ACCUAACCAAAAAAUAGUGGCGUGUGGGAAGAGAUAGAGAGCGACUGAGAGAGUUAAGAAUCCCUCUUUAAUUAUAUGCAACACGACAUUGUAUUUAUGAAAAUUUCCAAUAAUCAGAAAGAAGAGGAUGAUGCUCUGAUGAUGCUCUGCUGAUUCUAAUGAAGGUCAAAGUUUUUAGGUAGAACGGAAUUAUCCCUAAUUUAGCUCUCUCUCUCUCUCUCUCAAAUUCUCCUGUUCCGCCAUGCCACCCUCUUCGUUCUCUCUCCUCAUCUUCCUCACCUUUUCGUGUCUAUACCCAUUAAAUUCACAUGCCCUGAAACAACCAGUACGUCCAGAAGACAUACUUCCACUGUUGCCCAGACAGGUCUCAUGGCCUAUCCUCAACUCUCUCCGCAGUGCCGUCGAUCUCUUGCCCACUUUUGUCGGCGCUGCUUCUUCUUCUUCCAACAACUCUUUGGAGUGGAAAGGGGCUUGCUUUUACAAGAACACGGCUUGGAUGGAGUUUCACAACAAAACUGGCAGCGAAUUUGGUGGAGGCACUCUUCAUCUUAAGGUUGACAAAGCCCAUAGUUGGACAUGUAUGGAUCUUUAUGUGUUUGCAACUCCAUACCGUGUAACAUGGGACUACUAUUUUCUAUCGCGUGAGCAUACCCUUGAAUUUAAGGAAUGGGAAGGGAAAGCAGAAUUUGAAUAUGUGAAAAAUAAAGGGGUCUCAAUUUUUCUCAUGCAAGCGGGGAUGCUGGGAACUCUUGAAGCACUGUGGGAUGUCUUCCCCUUAUUCACAAACACUGGAUGGGGUGAGAACUCAAAUAUUGGGUUUCUCAUGAAGCAUAUGGGUGCUUCCUUUGAACAACGUCCUCAGCCAUGGGUCACAAACAUUAGUGUUGAUGAUAUUCACUCUGGGGAUUUCCUUGCAAUAUCGAAAAUUCGGGGCAGAUGGGGUGGCUUUGAGACUCUGGAGAAGUGGGUGACUGGAGCUUAUGCUGGUCAUACAGCCGUUUGCUUAAAGGAUUCUGAAGGAAAUUUAUGGAUUGGGGAAUCUGGACAUGAAAAUGAGGAGGGACAAGAUAUUAUUGCUGUUUUACCAUGGGACGAGUGGUGGGAUUUUGAGCUGACUAAAGAUGAUUCCAAUCCGCAUAUUGCAUUGCUUCCUUUGCAUCCUGAUAUUCGGGCCAAAUUUAAUGAGACUGCUGCUUGGGAGUAUGCACGAAGUAUGUCAGGGAAGCCGUAUGGUUAUCAUAACAUGAUAUUUAGCUGGAUAGACACUAUUGAUGGGAAUUAUCCACCACCAUUGGAUGCUCAUCUGGUUGCUUCUGUUAUGACUGUUUGGAAUCAAAUACAGCCUGCAUAUGCUGCCAACAUGUGGAAUGAAGCCUUGAAUAGGCGACUUGGAACUCAGAACCUGAGUCUUCCUGAAAUUCUUGUAGAAACUGAAAAAAGUGGGCCAUCUUUCGAUGAAUUGCUGAUGAUUCCCGAGCAGGACGAUUGGGAGUACAGUGAUGGGAAAUCAACGUCAUGUGUUGCUUUCAUACUUGAGAUGUAUAAGGAAGCAGGAUUAUUUGAUCCAUUUGCAAGCUCCAUUCAAGUUACUGAGUUUACUAUAAAGGACGCAUACACACUCCAGUUUUUUGAAAACAAUUCAAGCCGCCUGCCAAAGUGGUGCAAUGACGGGGACAAUGUGGAGCUCCCUUUUUGUCAAAUUAAAGGGAAGUAUCGAAUGGAAUUACCGGGAUACAAUACCAUGGAUCCGUACCCCCAUAUGAAUGAAAGGUGUCCAUCCCUUCCUCCCAAAUAUUCUAGGACUGUCAACUGCUGAAAAGCAUUCUCAGUUGUAUCUCCCGCUUGUAGUUGUUAUUCGGAUGGUUGGUUGGUAUAGUAUCAGGCAUUCGGCUAGUGUAUUACUAUUUGUUAUGAUUGUAUCGUCUGGUGCAAAGGCAUGUUGAUUUUGGUCAAUAUUAGUUGUAAAUUUUGGGCGUCACACAAUGUUAAACACUAUAACUUGACUGUUGUAAAGGAAUUGGAAAUUGGAAUGAAUUAUAUAUUUGUUUGUUUCGUAGCA